Hibiscus syriacus is the source of this 1020-nucleotide messenger RNA. RefSeq lists its product as uncharacterized. The transcript has a single exon. The record is from RefSeq and is a predicted model, not a curated record. Bases 1 to 1020 code for a protein of 339 amino acids. Lineage: Eukaryota; Viridiplantae; Streptophyta; Magnoliopsida; Malvales; Malvaceae.
AUGUAUGUGUUUCCUUUAGCUUCAACCACUGUUGUGAAGAAUAAAACCCAGUUUUCAAGCCUUUUGCUUUCUAACUUUAUGCUCUUCUGCUCUUACAUUGUUUAUAAUCCUCUCUACUUCUCUUAUUUCAUCUUCUUCUCUCCUUAUCUUUUCAAGGUUUUCUCUUUUCUUUCACCACUCUUUGCCACCACUUCCCUUUCGGUUCUUGCGUUUUUCACAGUAUUAAGGUCCGAAGUGUUCGACGAUGGAGGUGAUGGCUUACCAUGCUUGGAAGAGCUUGAAGCGUACAAGAUCAUGUUUGAAACGUCAACCAUCGGUUUGGAUAUGGAAGAAGCCACUGUUGAUUGCUUACAAGCUGUUGAAGAAGCUUUGGUUCACCACCCUGAAACAUUGACGAGUAGUUAUUUCGACGAAGAAUCGGCGGAGAUUUCACGUCCGGUAACUGUUCAGGUAAAUGCUGUAGUGAAGACCUUUGAAGAGUUUUUGCAAGAAAAAGAUGGGUUCGAAAAUUUAUCGUCUGAAAAGGGAGAAAAAGAUGAGGAAUCAAAGGCAACGGUGAGUUCCCAACGAGUGAAGGCUGCUGCCGAUGUCGAUAAUGACAUUAACAAGGAAACAACAGGAUUAACUUAUGGGAAUUUGGGAUCAAUGAGGAAAGAAAAGGAGUGGAAAAGGACAUUGGCAUGCAAGCUUUUCGAGGAGAGAUACAACGCGACGGCUGCAGUGGCGGAUGGUGUUGUUGAAGGGAUGGAUUUACUAUGGGAAACAUAUGAAAGCAGUGAUUCUACUAAGUCGAAGCUGAAGAAAGGAAAGAAGGGUGGCAAUGGCAUCGAAGACGAAGACGACGAGGACUACGACUACGAGGAAGAGUUGGAUGGUCACUUGUGCUGUUUACAGGCUCUCAAGUUGUCGACUGGGAAGAUGAAUUUUGGAAUGAGGCCCCACUUCGUUAAGAUCUCCAAAGCCCUCAAAGGGUUUGGGUGGUUGCACCAUGUUAAGCAUGCUAAGAAAGGCUACCACUGA